Populus trichocarpa (black cottonwood) is the source of this 2848-nucleotide messenger RNA. RefSeq names its product conserved oligomeric Golgi complex subunit 5. NCBI's taxonomy places the organism in Eukaryota, Viridiplantae, Streptophyta, Magnoliopsida, Malpighiales, Salicaceae. The record is from RefSeq and is a predicted model, not a curated record. Gene Ontology annotation, cellular component: COG complex. Gene Ontology annotation, biological process: intra-Golgi vesicle-mediated transport. The transcript is spliced from 3 exons. The coding region runs from base 97 to 2631 and encodes 844 amino acids.
UUCGGGUGUAGCUCAAGUCUAGUUCCGACUGCCACCAGAAGAAAUGCUCUCUACCCCCUGAAAUCAAAUCGAAACCAAACCAUAAAGAAAAGAAAAAUGGCAUCAUCAGCAGCAACACUUCAAAGAUCCCAACUCCCCUCCAUAAACACCACCGCUUCUCCUUCACAUUCUUCCUCUUCUUCCCCCCUUCAUCGCCUCUCCACUUUCAAAACCCCUUCUUCGUCCUCUCCUCCUCCACCAUUCUCAACCACCACAAACCCAUCACCUUCCCCUUUAGACUCUCUCGCCAAAGACCCAAUUCUCUCCCCAUUCCUCUCCUCCUCCUUCUCAUCCACUUCCUUCUCCUCCGCUGCCCUCUCCUCCGGUUCCCCUGCUUCCACUGCCGAACACCUCCACCAUGCCAUUCGCCUCCUCGAAUCCCAACUCCGUUCCGAAGUCCUUUCCCGCCAUUCCCACCUCCUCCACCAACUCUCCUCCCUUAAAGACGCUGAACUCUCCCUCUCCACCCUCCGAUCCGCUGUCUCCUCUCUCCAGUCCUCCGUCCGCCGCGUUCGAUCCGAGCUUUCUGAUCCCCAUAAUUCUAUUCAGCCGAAAACUAUUCAGCUCUCGAACUUGCAUCGAACCAUCCAAGCGUUACAGCACACGACUCGGGCGCUGAGGUCGUCGAAAAAGCUUCGAGAUUUAAUAUCUGCAUCAGAAUCAGAGCCUGAAAAAUUGGAUCUUGCCAAGGCGGCGCAAUUGCAUCGCGAGAUCUUGACAAUGUGUGAUGAGUUUGAUUUGAGAGAAAUCGAUGUGGUUGAUGAAGAGCUCAGUUGGGUUAAAGAAACUGGGGAAAAACUGCGAAGCGAAGCAAUGAAAGUAUUAGAGAGAGGAAUGGAAGGAUUGAAUCAGGCAGAAGUGGGAACUGGGUUGCAAGUUUUCUAUAAUUUAGGAGAGUUGAAGGUGACUGUGGAGCAAUUGGUGAAUAAUUAUAGGGGAAUGGGAGUAAAGAGUGUGGGUUUGGCAUUGGAUAUGAAGGCUAUUUCUACGAGUGGUGGUGGUGGUUUUGGUCCAGGAGGGAUAAGAGGGAGUGGGACUCCACACAUUGGAGGAGGGGCGAAAGCAAGGGAGGGACUCUGGCAGAGAAUGGGGAAUUGUAUGGAUAGAUUGCAUUCUAUUGUUGUCGCUAUUUGGCAUUUGCAGAGAGUGUUGUCCAAGAAGAGGGAUCCAUUUACCCAUGUUUUGUUGCUUGAUGAGGUUAUUAAGGAUGGUGAUCCCAUGCUAACAGACCGAGUUUGGGAGGCACUUGUGAAGGCUUUUGCAAGCCAAAUGAAGUCUGCUUUCACUGCAUCAAGUUUUGUUAAGGAGAUAUUUACCAUGGGCUAUCCUAAACUCCUCUCCUUGAUAGAGAAUCUACUUGAAAGAAUCUCACGUGAUACAGAUGUCAAAGGGGUUUUACCAGCUAUAACUUUGGAAGGAAAGGAACAGAUGGCUGCUGCCAUUGAAAUAUUCCAGACAUCUUUUCUGGCUCUGUGCUUAAGUCGCCUUUCAGAUCUUGUGAACACUGUUUUCCCAGUUUCCAGCCGUGGAAGUGUUCCUUCCAAAGAACAAGUCUCAAGAAUUCUCUCCCGUAUCCAGGAAGAGGUUGAAGCAGUUCAAUUGGAUGGGCAUUUGACUCUUCUUGUAUUGCGUGAAAUUGGCAAGGUUUUGCUCCUGCUUGCAGGACGAACUGAAUACCAGAUAUCUGCUGGUCAUGAGGCACGCCAAAUUACAGGUCCUGCAACUGCCGCACAAGUCAAGAACUUUGCUUUGUGCCAGCAUUUACAAGAAAUCCAUACGCGGAUAUCAUCUAUGAUUGCUGGGAUGCCCUUUCUUGCUGCGGAUGUGUUGUCUCCUUCUCUGGGUGCAAUAUAUGGGGUAGCUCGUGACUCAGUGACACCCUUGUUCAAAGCAAUGAUUGACUGUCUUGAGACAUGCAUCCUGCAAAUUCACGAUCACAACUUUGGUGCUCAUGGUAUGGAUGCUGCAAUAGACAACAAUGCUUCACCUUACAUGGAGGAUUUGCAGAAGUGCAUUCUUCACUUUCGCACCGAGUUUUUGUCGAGGCUCUUGCCUUUAGCAAGGGCUACAAUAGCAGGGACAGAAACUAUAUGCACCCAGCUUGUGAGAAGUAUGGCAUCACGGGUUUUGAUAUUCUUUAUCAGACAUGCAUCUCUUGUACGACCCCUUUCAGAAUCAGGGAAACUGAGGAUGGCUAGAGACAUGGCUGAGCUGGAGUUAACUGUAGGCCAGAGUUUGUUCCCAGUAGAACAACUUGGACCACCGUACCGGGCACUCCGAGCAUUCCGGCCCCUUAUUUUCCUGGAGACAUCUCAGUUGGGAGGAUCUCCUCUCCUUCAAGAUCUGCCACCAAGUGUUGCACUUCACCACCUUUACACCCGAGGCCCUGAUGAAUUGGAGUCACCACUGCAAAGGAACAGGCUUACACCUCUGCAGUAUUCAUUGUGGCUGGAUUCUCAAGGGGAGGAUCAGAUUUGGAAAGGUAUCAAAGCAACUUUAGAUGAUUAUGCCGCGAAGAUUAGAUCAAGAGGAGACAAGGAAUUUAGCCCUGUAUAUCCUCUGAUGCAUCAAUUAGGAUCGUCUUUGACAUAGAAUGCUGCCGUGUCCCAAAAGCACCAAUAACAAGUAUACACAGAAAACCAGCAUUUUUUAGACUUUUGCUUUCAUUUUAAGUUUUUCCAUUAAUCUUCAAUGUAUAUGAGUAAAUUGAGGAAGCUUCCUAUGGAGUGGUGCUAAUUUUGCUCUCCAGGUACAUUUUUCUCUUCAUACAAUUUUUUUUCACUUCAAUUAUACUGUCAUUUUUUCUUAA